AUGGUCCCGCAGCAAACAGGUAGCAGGAAGCGGAAAGCCCCAUCCGUUGAAGCGGGCGCUGGGAGCUCGUCGUCUCAUGGGGUGGCGGCGGCGGUGGACGGAGAGGGACCAAUGCUGCCCAAGAAGCAGAAGAGGCCAGAGAAGCGUCGCUCCCUGGCACACUACCUGAGGGACCGAGAAGUGGGCGCGCGGGGCCGCGCGGGGCUCCUGGGCUUGGAGGGCGAACUGCGCGGGUACGCGGUGCGGAGGCUGCCUGAACUGCUGACUGAGCGCCAGUUGGCCCUGGGCACCCUCAACAAGGUGUUCGCGUCGCAGUGGCUGAACACCAGACAGGUGGUGUGCGGCACCAAGUGUAACACGCUUUUCGUCGUGGACGUGCAGUCUGGCCACAUCACACGCAUUCCCCUGAUGCGGGACAGGGUGCCUGGACUGGGCCGGGCCCAGCCAGGCUGUGGCAUCCACGCCAUUGAGCUGAAUCCCUCCAAGACGCUAUUGGCCACAGGGGGCGAAAACCCAAACAGCUUGGCUAUCUACCAGCUUCCCACCUUGGACCCCGUGUGCCUGGGUGACCGCCACGGCCACAAGGACUGGAUCUUUGCUGUCGCCUGGCUGAGUGACACAGUGGCUGUGAGUGGCUCCCGAGACGGCACCGUGGCGCUGUGGCGAUUGGACAUGUUCGAUGGCAGCAUUGCCUGGCACAAGGAUGUGGGGCUCCCUGUAUACGUCCACAUCCGACCAAGGGACAUGGAGGCUAUCCCCAGGGCCAGCACUAACUCCAGUAAUCGCAAAGUGCGAGCCCUGGCCUUCAGUGGCAAGAACCAGGAGCUGGGAGCAGUGUCCCUGGAUGGCUACUUCCACCUGUGGAAAGCCCGGAGCACUCUUUCCAGGUUACUGUCCAUCAGGCUACCCUACUGCCGAGAGAAUGUGUGCCUAACCUACUGCGAUGAGUUGUCCCUGUACGCAGCAGGCUCCCAGUCCCAUGUUUCCUUCCUGGAUCCCCGACAGCGCCAACAGAAUAUUCGGCCUCUGUGCUCCCGCGAGGGUGGCACAGGAGUGCGCUCCUUGAGCUUCUACCAGCACAUCAUCACUGUGGGCACAGGCCAUGGAUCACUGCUCUUCUAUGACAUCCGUGCCCAUAAGUUCCUGGAGGAGAGGGCCUUGGCCAGCCCAGGCUCCUCUCCAGCGUCUUCAGGGAGGAAGCUCAAGCUCACCUGUGGCAGAGGCUGGCUCAACCAGGAUGACCUCUGGGUGAACUACUUUGGGGGCAUUGGGGAAUUUCCCAACGCACUCUAUACUCACUGCUACAACUGGCCUGAAAUGAAGCUCUUUGUGGCUGGGGGUCCUCUCCCUUCAGGCCUCCAUGGAAAUUAUGCAGGCCUAUGGAGCUAA
Nycticebus coucang (slow loris) is the source of this 1389-nucleotide messenger RNA. Its product is annotated as DDB1- and CUL4-associated factor 12-like protein 2. The transcript has a single exon. The coding region runs from base 1 to 1389 and encodes 462 amino acids. Gene Ontology annotation, cellular component: Cul4-RING E3 ubiquitin ligase complex. Lineage: Eukaryota; Metazoa; Chordata; Mammalia; Primates; Lorisidae. Gene Ontology annotation, molecular function: protein binding. The record is from RefSeq and is a predicted model, not a curated record.